Plectropomus leopardus (leopard coralgrouper) is the source of this 487-nucleotide messenger RNA. RefSeq names its product ribosomal protein S17 (gene rps17). Lineage: Eukaryota; Metazoa; Chordata; Actinopteri; Perciformes; Serranidae. Gene Ontology annotation, cellular component: ribosome. The record is from RefSeq and is a predicted model, not a curated record. Gene Ontology annotation, biological process: translation. Gene Ontology annotation, molecular function: structural constituent of ribosome.
CCGGUGCUUCUCUUCUUCCGCCGGUCCGAGUCAACAUGGGGCGCGUCAGGACCAAGACAGUCAAGAAGGCCGCAAGGGUCAUCAUCGAGAAAUACUACACACGUCUGGGCAGUGACUUCCACACCAACAAAAGAGUGUGCGAGGAGAUCGCCAUCAUCCCCAGCAAGCCUCUGCGCAACAAAAUUGCAGGAUAUGUGACUCACCUGAUGAAGCGUAUCCAGCGCGGUCCAGUCAGAGGAAUCUCCAUCAAGCUGCAGGAGGAGGAGAGAGAGAGGAGGGACAACUACGUCCCAGAGAUUUCUGCUCUGGACCAGGAACUCAUCGAAGUGGAUCCAGACACAAAAGAAAUGCUCAAGAUGCUGGAUUUCGGCAACCUCUCCAACCUUCAAGUCACUCAGCCAACUAUUGGAAUGAGUUUCAAAACACCACGCGGACUGUAAAAUCAUGUGUAAUUAUACUCUUAAUAAAGAGACAUAAUUAUCAAAAA